Paraglomus brasilianum is the source of this 197-nucleotide messenger RNA. NCBI's taxonomy places the organism in Eukaryota, Fungi, Glomeromycota, Glomeromycetes, Paraglomerales, Paraglomeraceae. The record is from the annotation of a GenBank genome assembly.
AAAUACUUCCGAUCGUGAAUCUUAACGAGGAACUCGAUAUCAAUGAUGACGACUUAAUCGAGGAGUUAUGCACCGAUGUUAAAGGAUUUCACUUACGGAAUGAAACGGAUGUCAAUGAAUAUAUCAAUUAUUCAGAAGAGAAUGAGACAGAGGAAAUACCAACUGAUCAGGAAAUCGUUGUUUAUGAGUACAGCUAG